AUGCCAGAAUCGCCCGGUCAGGCUCCGGUCAUGGCUGACGAAACUCGCCUGCAGAGUCAAAAGCAGAACUUGAACGACCGUAUGGUAGUUCUACAAAAUAACAAUUUGGGUGAGGGGGUGAUGAUCAACAUCUUAUCAAGUGACUGUAUCGGUGCCACUGUGAACAAGCUAGAACGUGUCAUCUCAAGGGGUCCAACUGCUCAGCCCAGUGCCGACAUAGAGCCUCCAUUGGCCAGGCAGCUGACUCCGGUGGAGCAUGAUCAUGGCAGUGUCGUGUUCAGAGGCAACACGCUUCACGAGCAUGCAAUGAUAAACAUAUGCUCACACAACUGUAUGGGAGCUGAUGCCAAUGGUAUUGAUGACCCAGAAUUCCCUCAGGCAGAUGAGAUUUUGGAUGAGUACAAGUCCUCGGUCAGGCAGGCCCUAGCCAAUCAGAUGUGA
Messenger RNA from Suillus paluster, 441 nucleotides. RefSeq lists its product as uncharacterized. Lineage: Eukaryota; Fungi; Basidiomycota; Agaricomycetes; Boletales; Suillaceae. Bases 1 to 441 code for a protein of 146 amino acids. The record is from RefSeq and is a predicted model, not a curated record. The transcript has 3 exons.